Dichomitus squalens LYAD-421 SS1 is the source of this 1263-nucleotide messenger RNA. RefSeq lists its product as uncharacterized. NCBI's taxonomy places the organism in Eukaryota, Fungi, Basidiomycota, Agaricomycetes, Polyporales, Polyporaceae. The record is from RefSeq and is a predicted model, not a curated record. Bases 1 to 1263 code for a protein of 420 amino acids. The transcript has 5 exons.
AUGACGAAAUCCGGGGGGGAGCUGCAGCGUCUGGUUGACGACGUGCUCUUGGACGACCGAUUUCAGAAGGAGGAGCUCAUAGGAUUCAACAUCGAGCGUGAGCAGCGACGUGUCGACGACGAAUACCAGAUGACUGGGGGCGCUUUUUCAGUACAAGAUGGCUGGCGUCGCGCUUCAGUCAGGCUCCACCUUCCCAAGCCAGGCCUGCAACAGAAGGACGAGGAACAUGCCCCCGCCUUUGUGGUCGACAACAUCUGGGUUCGCAACGUAUCUGCUCGCAAAUUCCAUUGGUUCCCUCACCGGCUUUUCCGCUCUCGUGCAACUCCGGACAACUCAAAUGCGAAGCCAGAACGUCUCUUCAUGGACAUUUACAACUCGGAAGCCAUGAUACGCGAGCAUGAGGAGCUUCAGCGUCGUCCCCGAAAUCCCGAUGAUGCCCCCAAUGUCGAGUACGUCAUAGGUAGCAUCAUGGUUUACUCGGACUCGACCCACCUAACGAACUUUGGCACGGCAUCCCUAUGGCCCAUCUACGCAUUCCCCAAGAACCUGUCAGAGUAUUUGUGGUUCAAACCAUCGAUGUUUGCCACGCACCAUCUCGCUUAUGUACCAUCUAUUCCUGCUGCACUCCUCCAGUUCUACAAGGAGACGUAUGGCGUACCACCAUCGGCCGCUGUUAUACGGCUACUCAAGUAUGACCUUAUGAAUAAGGUGUGGCUUCUCCUGCUGGACGCCGAGUUCAUGUAUGCCUUCACACACGGAACGCUCAUUGUCUGUGGCGACGGUAUCACCCGAAGGGUAUUCCCUCGCAUAUUCAUAUACUUGGCCAACUACCCAGAGAAGUGCCUCGUCACCUGUCUCAAGACUCUUGCGCGAUGCGCCUGCCCGGAUUGCACCACUGACAAGUGCAAUUUCUGGCGGAUGGGCAUGAAGAGAGACAUGGCAGCCCGAGAGAAGAACGCACGCAAGGACACGGGGUUUUUUCACGCAGCGAUUGCCAGGGCCCGACGAUGGAUCUUUGAGGAGGGUACUGCACCAGAUAGCACUCACAUAGCGAAGACUCAGCUUGGCGUCUUCUCAAUGGCCUCCGUUCGCUCCGCAUUUUCGCAACAUUUUGCGUCAUUCGGUUACAACGUCUACAAGCUCUUCGUUCCCGAUCUCAUGCACGAGUUCGAGCUCGGCGUUUGGAAGGGAACGUUCACGCAUCUCGUCCAGAUUCUGAUCGCCGCGGGACAGGACAAAGUUCAGAAACUCGAUGAACGGUGA